AUAUAACUGCACCGGCGCGCACACUUGUUCUCAGCUCACAGCACGAGACUUUUGACACAGUCCCCAGCACGCGCAUUUGCGUGCAGAUCGCCGACGGGGCUGGAGGCACGGUGGUACAGUGAGACAAACUUCUGAUCUUCCAAAAUCUGGGAUUGUACUAAAAGGAAUAUGAAUUCGUUAUGGAUUGUGAUCUUUCUUUCCCAUUGUCUCGUGUUACUCAAGGUGUGCAGUGGCGCCUCAGUGGACAGGUAUGAGAGUGGUAAACCCAGAACAACAGUGGACAACCUCUUUCACACCCCAGAGAAAACAAACACAACAGGGCACCAGGUGCACAAUGGGACGAAUGUGUAUGAAUAUGAUGAAGAAGAUGAUUAUGAUGAAGAAGAUGAUUAUCUCUCUGGGGAUUAUGACCUUAACGUACCAAGAGUGGCAUUUUCAACCAAACCCAAACAUCCGUCGGUGAUGCCCACUACUGAGAAGGCGACAAAAAAAGGAAAAAGGAGGGGCAAAGGAAAAGGCAAGGGGAGAAAGAAGAACCCCUGCCUGGGGGAAUACAAAGAUUUCUGCAUUCAUGGAGUGUGUCAGUAUCUAAAGGAGUUGCACACUCAUUCUUGUGUUUGUCAAACAGGUUACUCAGGGGAGAGAUGUCAUUUAUUCACCCUACCAUCAGCUAAAGGGGAACAGCGUUACAGCCGGACCACAGCUCUAGCUGUCAUAGCUGUGGUUCUGUCCCUCAUGUGUCUCGCAAUCAUCGCUAUUUUGCUGGCACUAAGGUACCACAAAAAAGAUGACGCUGAUGUAGAAAGUGAAGAAAAGGUCAAACUUGAGGCAAUGUCAAUACAGUAGUGAUAAGGAAAGAAAGGACGAUGAAAGUCUAAACGACAUGUGACCCAUGGAUGGAUAGCAUUAUGGCUGAGGAUCAGGGGCAUAUUUUUUACAUUAUUCCCAGUGGUAAUCAUUACUUUAAAAAAAAAAACAAAAAAAAAAAACAAAACCUUGCUCUCCUUUAAAAAUUGAUCCAUGCCCCUGAUGUCCUGCGAUUAUAGUGUCUGUCUGCACUGGCAUGAAGGAUGUUUUGAACACUGCUUCCAUGUACAGUACAAUGACUUUCUCAUUGAAUUCUCCACCUGGAGAACAUACUGAGAGGACUGAACUGGAUGAAUGUAUUUCGAUUAAGUUGCUUUUUUGCUCAUUGCUUAUUUAUUUAUUUUAAAAUAGGUGUUUCUGGUUUAUCCCAUCAGUCUGAUUCUAUAGUACUGUCAGAAACACCACAAAGCACUUGUAAUUAUUUAUUUGUAAUGUAUUAUUUAUUUUGAUAUGUAACAAUUUUGUGUACUGAAUACACUGUAAGUUUGUAAAUGUUUUUUAUUGUAUAGAUAUUUAUUAUUGAUAGAUACAAUCAAAUAAUGUUCUAAUAGGACUGAAGUUGCAUCGCAGACUGUACAAUCACAUAUGGAAGACUCUGCUAUAUGGUUUCAAUAAUAUUAUAGCUAAACUGUGAAAUAAACAGAUUUACGGAGCUCUAAAAAUGUGGAGGAUUGUCAGAGACAGGGCUUUGUAGGUCUUUUAAAUGUAUUACUGAGAAAGUGUAGCUUAAAUUAAGUGAAAUAAAACUGAAUAUGUUUAUCAAAGCAUUUUUGAAGUAGUGUGUGUAAAAAAUAACAAAAUAACCCAAUUUCAUUUACUAAUUUCAAGCAAUUUCAACCAAUUACAUUACUGUUGUUUGACUUUAAUAAACAAUUAUUGUCACAUUGUGAA
Ctenopharyngodon idella (grass carp) is the source of this 1758-nucleotide messenger RNA. RefSeq names its product heparin-binding EGF-like growth factor b (gene hbegfb). The record is from RefSeq and is a predicted model, not a curated record. Gene Ontology annotation, biological process: positive regulation of cell population proliferation; positive regulation of mitotic nuclear division; epidermal growth factor receptor signaling pathway. Lineage: Eukaryota; Metazoa; Chordata; Actinopteri; Cypriniformes; Xenocyprididae. The transcript is spliced from 6 exons. Bases 169 to 846 code for a protein of 225 amino acids.